Dicrocoelium dendriticum is the source of this 4090-nucleotide messenger RNA. NCBI's taxonomy places the organism in Eukaryota, Metazoa, Platyhelminthes, Trematoda, Plagiorchiida, Dicrocoeliidae. The record is from the annotation of a GenBank genome assembly.
GAUUUUUGACGGGUCUUCCUUAUUUGUUGAACGUCGCAUACCAUAAUGCGUCCUGUUAUGCCGAGGAGAACCGUCCGCGAAUCUCCAACCUCUCCUCAUUCGGGGCUGACGAUGAAUGUAACCCAUGCAAACCUCCCUACCGUGCCCCUUCUUGUUCCCCACUAUCCGACAACUGCCCCAUUUGCCACUCUUUCCUCUUUCGUCGGGCAGGAGACUAGUGAUUCAACAUACAUUAAAGAAGAUUCGGAAUCUUCUGCCACGCCCGGAGUUAAUCAAAGACUUGAAGAUGUUCUAUCUCCUCUCCUAAAUGCAGUGGUUUCAUCUUCUGAACCGAGUUCUCGUUGCAACACCCGUCCCCGUUACGUACUUCCCCCGGGCACAGUCACAGCUGCGCGUUAUUCCGCCCACGAGGCAACUCCUGGAAUUUCUCAAAUACCAAUGCAGACCAGUUGGCCAGUCUCCAACGAACCGCUCGGUUCUGGAUCUCUGGGUUCGGAGGCGUCAUCUCCAGUCACUCCAGCGACGUCAGAUCCACUACCGACUCCAGUGACUCAAUCGUUAUCGAGCACUUCCUACGAACCGAUCAGCGGAGUGUGGUUUUAUGCAACCAAUUUGAAUGGAUCAAAAAUCUGGUGGCCUUUUUCUCGCCAUGAUUCUUCUCGUUUAGAAAGCAUGGCGCACGACGCUAAUUUGUUGGUUCCUUCCAGAUCGGAGUCUUUCACCGCCUGUCUGCUCCCCGUGGAAGGGGGACGUUAUGAUGUCAACUUGGGCCUGCGUGAGCGUCACUCAGUCUAUUGGGACGAGCCGGUCACUGAAGUCCGUCGAGCAACGUGGUUUUAUCGGUCACCGGACGAAAAUCGUGUUCUUCCAUUCUCUGAGGCUGUUUGCGAACAGCUAGAGGGUCACUUUAGGGAUGUUGUGCAACAUGGGCUCUGGGGCCAACGCUUUGAAAUGCCAUCUGAGGACCCACGCGGAGGAACCGAUUAUUUCAUCUUUCACAGCCCUCAGUCUAUUAUCCAGUUUCGUGCGUGGCCGUACUCCUACGGCUCUAUCACCGAGCGCUCGGAUGCAUCGGAGACACUAGCUUCAGCAGACGAUACUGAUUCUUAUUCGAAGGUACAUCCCAGCAUCUCCGUUUCCGAGCAUGACGGUCGCUUAUACCACGUUCGUCGCGGAUUAGACGCACCGUUGAUGGAACAGCUGGAAGACGGAGAAUUUCUUCCCAUUGAUCAUGUAUACUUCGUUGUGCACGGGAUCGGAAGCGUUUACAAUCUCAAGGGACAGGGUUUGAUCGAAUGUGUCAACAAUCUCAGACGGACUGCACGUCAGGUGGCACGCAGUCACUUCGCCCACCAUGGACAUCGGGUGGAAUUUCUUCCAAUUCUGUGGCACGAUGAGCUACAUUCGGAUGCGACUGGUGUGGACAGUCAGUUGAAUCAAAUCACCUUACGAAGCAUCCCGAAGCUACGGCAGUUCACCAACGGAACCUUAAUGGACAUUCUGUUUUACACGAGCUCAAGAUAUUGCCAAGUCAUUGUGGAUACAGUCGCCAAAGAGAUGUGCAGGCUACGUAAUUUGUUCCUCUCCAGAAAUCCAAACUAUUCUGGCGGUUUCUCGAUCAUCGGUCACAGCUUGGGUGCAGUUAUCGUUUUUGAUCUAUUGGCCCACCAGAAUUUGCCUCUGCGUAGUUCAUCAGACGAGCUUACAAUUCCCGAAUCUGCAGACACAAAUGGGACACGUUUAGAUGUCGAGCACACGACCCGCCCUCCAGACUCUUCCAUCAGCGAUGAGAGUGGACGAAGCAGCAGCAGUUUGGGCGCUGCAGGCGAGAUGGAAGGUUGGUCACUUGUGGGCCAUCGUGCGAAACACAAGCCUCCCGAAUCAGAAACCACCGUAGUUACCAAGUCCUCUUCGGAUAGCCUCCAGAGUUCUGGAGCUGCCACAAACCCAGAAAUUACCAAGCUGAUUGAUCUGUUAUCCCGCGCCGGACUGGCGGAAAACAAAAUCAGUCAAGUAGUGGAUUCAUGGUUCGGCGAUGGGGUACUGUCGGUCGUUCCCCCUGAUCGGUCAACUGAUGCUUCAACGCUUGUGCAUAAUCCAUUCUGGCUGGACCACCAACAAGAGACCAUGUCUGCGGGCUUCGGAAUGCCCGUAGUUGUCUACCCUCAACUGGGAUUCCCGCUCACUACUUUUUUCAUGCUUGGUUCACCAUUGGCCCUAUUCCUGACGGCCAGAGGCGUUCGCCAGUUGCCUUCUCAUUAUCAUCUACCGUCAUGCCCUUUGGUGUUCAACAUCUUUCAUCCUUUUGAUCCGGUGGCCUAUCGGAUGGAGACUCUGAUUGAGCCGACAUUUCAGGCUCGAGCCGUUCUCAUGCCGCAUCACAAAGGUCGUAAGCGGUUGCAUUUGCAACUGCGCGACAAUCUAGCUCGCGUCGGAUCGGAUCUGAGGGCGAAGUUGUAUCAAUCGGUCCAAGCUACCUGGCGUACUCUGCAGGAAUUUGCGCGAUCUCAUCGGAUACGUGGAAACCAGACCGAUCCCUCUCAAGAUGUUGCAGGAGAUGAUGACGGGGCCGCAAACACUUUCUCUAAAGAGCUUUCCCAAAUGGAUUCUCAACCUGGUGAUCGCGAGGAUGUCGGAUCAUAUUUCUCCGAAGGUGAUAUGACCUUUAGUAGCCAGCUAAACAAAUGCAAACGGAUUGAUUUUGUGCUUCAGGAAGCUCCAUUAGAAAGUUUCAGUGACUACUUGUUCGCAUUGGGGAGCCAUGCUGCCUAUUGGGAGUCGAAGGACACCUCCCUCUUCCUUCUCACAGAAACCUACGCUGUACAAUCGGUGACUCCUGUGACUUCAGAACCGCAGUCUUCGGACGAAGUACCUGUGCCGAGUUUGCUACCCGCCAGCGGCGAUGCAGUUUCGUCGAUUCAGCCACUGCCUCCGCUUGCUGCCUGCUUUCCCACCAGUGUGCCCCUUCUGUGUCCUAUGCCACCAGCACCCGACGAUCCAAUGGCAUUAACGACUUCAUGCGAUGCUUCGCCCAGAAGUCUGCCAAUUGCUGACGAUUCUGAAAUGCCGGUCGCAUCCGGUCAAUUGACUGACACAGUACUGCUCCAGCCGGCUCCCAUGGAUCCACUUUACACUAAAUUUCAUGGAGAGCAUGUGGACUCUUCAGGUUUAUCACACGAAGACCUACCGAUUUCAGAUGACGCUUCCCAGCACCCUAUGGAUACACGGAUUCCUCACGCACUACCACCGUCAACCUCGCAAUCCUAUCAGCAUGGUCCCCAGUAUCCUGAUCUCGCACACAAUCCUGCAGUCUAUAAACCGCCUCUCUCAGUAGCUACUUAUCCUACUUUGGCAUCUGUUAGCGAACCGCCUGUCGGUUUAACUAUUCUACAUUCAUCCAACCCUUUAGAUGUCUGUCGAUACACAUGGUCUGGUCCGUACUUGCCAACACCAGCUCCCUCAAUAACUCCAUCUUAUCCAACGCAGUACCAUCUGACAUCAUCUAUUCCUCCACCAUUGUCCAAUCCAAGCUCUUUUCCCAUACCGCCGCCUCCACCACCGCCUCCACUGCCAUUUUCUUUUGCUCCUGGGUCGCUACCGUUUCCUCCACCAAGGUACGCCUUCCGUCCUCCGUAGGUGUCGCUUGCACCGACGCGCUCCAACCUGUAUCGUGAUACGAGCAUAUUUUUACGAUACGUUUGUUUCGAAAGAACGCGCGCCCUAUUUGUCUUUUUUUGUAACCGUGUCGAUUCUGUGAUCUGCGCGAUUUGAGUUUACUUACACUUUGAUCUACGUUCUAUUACUUUUCGGCGUUUGAUUUUGUCUUUGUAUUUCUUGCAGCUGUUCUUGCUCAUCGUGUGUAUCCUGUCCGGAGUAAAACAUUCUAUUGUGCUCCAUGCAUGCUUUGUUUUUCUUGUCCUGUUUCUCUGGUAGUCACUUGAGGACUCAGUCAGCUCAGCGAUAUUCUCGUCUUACGACAUCCUGUCGCUUACUGCGUUUCUGGCUGAUUCAAGACAAAUUCACCCUCCAUCUUGCUUCACUUUCCCCCUGUUUUAUCUCGAAUCGAAUUCGUAGAUCUAUUACACCUUUU